Messenger RNA from Hippocampus zosterae (dwarf seahorse), 2239 nucleotides. RefSeq names its product SUV39H1 histone lysine methyltransferase a (gene suv39h1a). Bases 109 to 1344 code for a protein of 411 amino acids. NCBI's taxonomy places the organism in Eukaryota, Metazoa, Chordata, Actinopteri, Syngnathiformes, Syngnathidae. Gene Ontology annotation, molecular function: histone H3K9 methyltransferase activity; protein binding; zinc ion binding. The transcript has 6 exons. Gene Ontology annotation, cellular component: nucleus. The record is from RefSeq and is a predicted model, not a curated record.
ACCAAUGAAACGGCUGAUAGAAAACGUUCAACCAAUUAGCAGUCGAGACAGUAUGCUCUGCUGUGGAGUCUUCCUCGGCAACGUAUUUUUGGCGGCUGCGUAGAAAACAUGGCGGAAAUUUCGAACGAUUGCAGUGUCCCCAGCAAGAUGUCGUGGGAUGAGCUUGAAGCCUUGUGUCGCCUAGAGGGGCUUAGAUGUAAAGAGAUGGGAAUAACAAAGGCCAAUGUCAAUGAGUAUGAAGUGGAGUUCCUCUGUGACUACAAAAAGACAAAGGAAGAAGAAUUUUACCUGGUCAAAUGGCGGGGCUUUUCAGAGUCUGUCAACAGCUGGGAGCCCAAGAGGCAUCUCAAAUGCCCCAAACUGAUGAAGCAGUUCCACUUGGAUCUGGAUCAGGAGUUGCGGCGCCAGAAAAGACAUUCCAUCCCCAAAAAGCUAGAUAAGGAAAUUUCAACAUUCCUAGUUCAAAAAGCUAAACUCCGUCAGAGACUGAAGACCUGGGAGACUCUAUUGAACCUAACCUGCAACCACCCCGGCCGCAUCUUUGUCAUGAACGAUGUCGACCUUGAAGGUCCACCAAAGAACUUCACAUACAUCAACAACUACAAAGCAGGCCCUGGCAUUGUUUUUAAUGAAAUGGCUGUGGGCUGUGAGUGCAAGAACUGUUUCGAGGAGCCAGUGAACGGAUGCUGUCCUGGCGCAUCAUUGCAUCGGAUUGCUUACAAUGAACAUGGUCAAGUCCGGAUCAGACCAGGAAAACCAAUAUAUGAGUGUAAUUCCCAGUGCCUCUGUAGCUCAGACUGCCCUAACAGAGUUGUCCAAAAAGGCAUUCAGUUUGACCUAGGUAUCUUUAAGACGGACAACGGUCGGGGCUGGGGAGUUCGCACGCUGCAGCAUAUAAAGAAGAACACAUUUGUCAUGGAGUAUGUGGGAGAGAUCAUCACGACAGAUGAAGCAGAGAAACGAGGUCACAUUUACGACCGCGAAGGCUCUACGUACCUUUUUGAUCUGGACUAUGUGGAGGAUGUAUACACAGUGGAUGCUGCUCACCAAGGCAACGUCUCUCACUUUGUCAACCACAGUUGUAACCCCAACCUGCAGGUAUUCAAUGUGUUUAUUGACAACCUUGAUGAGAGGCUUCCAAGAAUUGCUUUAUUUUCAACACGAGCCAUUCGUGCAGGAGAGGAACUCACUUUUGACUACAAAAUGCAAAUUAAUCCAAUUGACACAGAAAGCUCCAAGAUGGAUUCCAGUUUCACCUUAGCGGGUGUCCCCAGUUCGCCAAAGAAGAGGAUUCGAGUGGAGUGCCGGUGUGGCUCAGACUCGUGCAGAAAAUACCUGUUUUAAUAAGAAACUGAUGUGGCUGGAAGAAAUCUGCUGUCUAUACAAAAGUUUGAACAUUGUACAUAUUCUUUUUAUUUUGUUUGUUUUCUGAAAGCUCUUAAAACAUUACUGGCAUUCAAACAUUAAUUGGGCGUAAGAUGUUUGGUUUCUGGUUCAUCAGAAAUUGUGUUUAAAAAAUAAUUUUCAAAGAUUUAAAUCACUGUUUUGUUUUAGAGUGGUCAUCCAUUAAUCUGUGCCAAAGGAAUUCUAUCCAUAGUUCAGUGUUCGUGGGUUAAUCAUCGCUGUCAGAUUUGACCCAAUGAUUUUCUAUUUUGUCGAAUUCCAUUUAAAUGAGAUGCAUCCACUCAUUUUUCUUUUCCUCUCAUUCCCUGCUGCAACCACUUUUGGUGAUUCUUCCGUGGUCUCUCAGACCCAGAAAAAUAUUUGAUUCACUAUCAUUUUGCCAAAUACAGAUUGGAUUCAUACUUGUGAUGACAGUGACCUUUUUAGUUAAUAGGUUGCAUUGUAUAUUUAAUCAUAGUAUUACAAAGUGUACAUAUGUGAUCAAUUUUGAAUAACAUUACAUUUUUACAUGUGUAUAAGUAGCUUAAUUGUGUGUGAGGGGACAGAUGUUAAAAGUGUCUUAACAUCUUUAGGGUGCCUUGUUACACAGUUAAGAAAAACAAAUAAAAUAAGACAGAGCUGGUUUUUAAAAAAUGAGGGGAGCAUCUCAAUUCCAGCAGCAGUGUCUCGAUAUCAAAGCAAGAUUGAGACUGCGCCAUGGCUUUUAUCGUUUUCAGAGAUUCCGUGCGUGUGUGUUUUACAAUUUAAUUUUCAAGCUUUUUUUUUGUUUGUUUUACAAUUUAAUUUUCAAGCUUUUUUUUUUUUUUUUUUUUUUUUUUUUUUUUUUUUUUUAAUA